This is a messenger RNA of Suncus etruscus (white-toothed pygmy shrew), 4612 nucleotides long. RefSeq names its product TATA-box binding protein associated factor 4 (gene TAF4). NCBI's taxonomy places the organism in Eukaryota, Metazoa, Chordata, Mammalia, Eulipotyphla, Soricidae. Bases 1 to 3354 code for a protein of 1117 amino acids. The record is from RefSeq and is a predicted model, not a curated record. Gene Ontology annotation, cellular component: transcription factor TFIID complex. Gene Ontology annotation, biological process: transcription initiation at RNA polymerase II promoter; DNA-templated transcription. Gene Ontology annotation, molecular function: RNA polymerase II general transcription initiation factor activity; protein heterodimerization activity; DNA binding. The transcript is spliced from 17 exons.
AUGGCGGCGGGCUCGGACCUGCUGGACGAGGUGUUCUUCAACAGCGAGGUGGACGAGAAGGUGGUGAGCGACCUGGUGGGCUCGCUCGAGUCGCAGCUGGCCGCCGCGCACCCGCACCCCGCGGCCCGCGCGCCCGAGCCCGCCGCCGCCGCCGCCGCCGCCGCCGGCCCCAACCCCGGCGCCAACCCCAACGCGCUCGCCAACCAUGUCGGGGCCGCCGUGACGACGGCCCAGGGCGCGCCCGCCGCCGCCCCGGAGCCGCCCCCCGCAGGUAAAGAGCCCGGGCCCGAUCGCCGCGGGCCCGCCGGCGGGCGCCCUCCGGGCCCGCGUCCUCACGCUCACGCCGCCUCUCGGCUUGUCCCCGCAGGGCCCGCCGCGAAGCUCAGCGCCCUCGACGCCGCCGCCGCCACGGGCACCGCGACGCCGACGCCGACGACCGCAGCGCCCGCCGCGGCCUCCUCCUGCUCCUCCUCCUCCUCCUCCGAGCCCGCAGCCGCGUCCAAACCCGCCGCCGUCUCCGUCUCCGUCCCCGUCCCCGUCUCCGUCUCCGUCUCCGUCCCCGCCGCCGCCGCCGCCUCCUCGGCGCACACGCUGAACGGCAGCGCCGUGCUGGUGAACUCGCACCGCACCGCCGCCGUGGUCGCCGCACCUGCCGCCAGCCUGCUGCUGCACAACGGGCCCGCGCCGCCCAAGCCCACCCCCGCCGCCGCCGCCCCGGCCUGCACCGCCACUGUCAUCCAGACGCCGCCCUUCGCGGCGCCCCCCGCGCCCCGCGCACCCUCGCCCCCCGCGCCCAACGCCAACGCCGCGCCCCCCGCGCCCAGCAACGCCGCCCAAGCCGCCCCGCCGCCGCCGCCCAAGCCGCCCGCCGCCGCCAGCUUGGCCCGGCCGCCCGGCCACCCCGCCGUAGCCGCCGCCGCAGCAGCAGCCUCCGCGGCGCAGCAGAACGGCGGCCCCGCCGCUGUCACUGUCACCGCCGCUGUCACUGUCACCGCCCCGGCCCCGGUUCCGGCUCCGGCUCCGGCUCCCGUCCCGGCCGCACCCGCCGCCGCCGCGGCCGCCACCGUUGUUGUCAACAGUCAGCCCGGCCCGGCCGCCGCCCCGCCCGCGCAGGGCGCCAAGGCGGAGUCGCCCAAGACCGUGCCGGUGGCGCCCCCGCAGACCCUCGCCGCGGGAGCCGGGCCCAGCAUGCUCCUAGGACCCGCCACGGCGGCCGCCCCCGCCGCCCCAGGCCUCCCGCAGCAGCCCGCGCCGCCCGGCACCCCCACCGGGCUGCCCAAAGGCCCCGCCUGCACCGUGACCCCCAGCCUGUCCCGGACGCCCCCGGCUGCCACCGCCGCCGCUGCUGCCGCGGCCGCCGGCGGGAUCCGGGCCACGCUCACGCCCACCGUCCUCGCCCCGCGCCUGCCGCAGCCGCCGCAGAACCCCACCAACAUCCAGAACUUUCAGCUGCCGCCCGGUAUGGUCCUCGUGCGAAGUGAGAAUGGGCAGCUGCUAAUGAUCCCUCAGCAGGCGUUGGCCCAGAUGCAGGCCCAUGCUCAGGCCCAGCCGCAGACCCCCAUGGCACCCCGCCCUGCGACCCCUACCAGUGCUCCCCCUGUGCAGAUCUCCACGGUGCAGGCACCUGGGACCCCCAUCAUCGCUCGUCAGGUGACCCCCACUACCAUCAUCAAGCAAGUGUCUCAGGCUCCGACGACGACGGUGCAGCCCACUGCAGCACUGCAGCGCUCCCCCGGUGUGCAGCCUCAGCUGGUCCUGGGUGGCGCGGCUCAGACCACAGCACUGGCCACGGCAUCAGCUGUUCAGACGGGGACCCCUCAGCGAGCAGUGCCAGGGGCCACCACCACCUCUGCGGCUGCCACAGAAACAAUGGAGAAUGUGAAGAAAUGCAAGAACUUCCUCUCGACGCUGAUCAAGCUGGCCUCGUCGGGCAAACAGUCUACAGAGACGGCCGCCAAUGUGAAGGAGCUUGUCCAGAACUUACUGGACGGGAAGAUCGAAGCUGAGGAUUUCACGAGUAGGUUAUACCGGGAACUUAAUUCUUCACCUCAACCUUACCUUGUGCCUUUUCUGAAGAGGAGCUUGCCCGCCUUGAGACAGCUGACGCCCGACUCCGCAGCCUUCAUCCAGCAGAGCCAGCAGCAGCCACCUGCCUCGCAGGCCACCACAGCACUCACGGCCGUGGUGCUGAGCAGCCCAGUCCAGCGCACGGCUGGGAAGACGGCGGCCACCGUGACCAGUGCCCUGCAGCCGCCCGUCAUUAGCCUCACGCAGCCCACACAGGUUGGCAUUGGCCAGGGUUCUCAGCCUUCCCCCUCCGUGAUCCAACAGCCGCCCAAGCCAGGGACGCUGCUCCGGCCCCCACAGGUGACCUUGACGCAGACGCCCAUGGUUGCGCUCAGGCAGCCUCACAACCGCAUUGUGCUCACCACACCCCAGCAUAUCCAACUGAACCAGCUGCAGCCAGUCCCUGUGGUGAAACCUGCUGUGCUGCCUGGAACCAAAGCUCUAUCCACUGUCUCGGCACAGGCAGCAGCCGUGCAGAAGAACAGACUCAAGGAACCUGGUGGAGGCUCUUUCCGGGAUGAUGACGACAUCAACGACGUGGCAUCCAUGGCGGGGGUGAACCUGUCGGAGGAGAGUGCCCGGAUCUUGGCCACCAACUCGGAGCUGGUGGGCACUCUGACGCGCUCGUGCAAGGACGAGACGUUCCUGCUGCCGGCACCACUGCAGAGACGCAUCUUGGAGAUCGGUAAGAAGCACGGCAUCACGGAGCUGCACCCUGACGUGGUCAGCUACGUGUCACAUGCCACACAGCAGCGACUCCAGAACCUCGUGGAGAAGGUCUCAGAGACGGCACAGCAGAAGAACUUCUCCUACAAGGAUGAUGACCGGUACGAGCAGGCCAGUGACGUCCGGGCUCAGCUCAAGUUCUUUGAACAGCUCGACCAGAUUGAGAAGCAGAGAAAGGAUGAGCAGGAACGGGAGAUUCUGAUGCGGGCGGCCAAGUCUCGAUCCAGACAAGAAGAUCCAGAGCAGUUACGGUUGAAACAGAAAGCCAAGGAAAUGCAGCAACAGGAGCUGGCACAGAUGCGGCAACGCGAUGCCAACCUCACAGCACUGGCAGCCAUUGGGCCUAGGAAGAAGAGGAAAGUGGAUUCCCCGGGCCCAGGCCCGGGCACAGAGGGCUCGGGCCCCGGCUCCGCAGUCCCAGGCAGCUCCGGUGUUGGAACCCCCAGGCAAUUUACGCGACAGCGGAUCACGCGGGUCAACCUCAGGGACCUCAUAUUUUGUUUAGAAAACGAGCGAGAGACAAGCCAUUCGCUGCUGCUCUACAAAGCUUUCCUCAAGUAGCCCAGCGGCCGGCCCCGCGCACCCGGGACGCUUUUCUAUAUUUGCAGAUCACGCGUUUUUGUAACGAGCAAACGGGAUCUGGUUUCCAACUGCCACCUCUUUGCAAUGGGACAGUUUUCUAUUCCUGUUUCGGAAUUAGCUCUUCAGUACAGACGAACACGCGCUUCUGCUACAGAGGCCGGGGCCCUCGCAGGGGACAGCGAGCCCGAACUCAUCUUUGAUUGCGUGGCCUUCUUGCCAAACAAGCCAUAUAUAGACCGAUGGAAUCGUCUAGCAAAUAACCCGAGACCCUCUGUCAUCUCGUAGUAGUCUGACCUGAUUUGUGUGUUUUGGUUAUGUUCUGACCCCUCUUAGUUUACUGCAUAGGCUGUGCCUGCAGCCCGUGACCUCAUGUCAUUUAUUUUAUUUUUGUACUAAGUCAGUUGGCCAAGCGAACUGAUUUUUAGAGUAUUUAUCUCCCCCUUUGUUUUGAAUUCCGAGGACCCGCCUCUCCCCCACUGCUUCGCCUCUCCUGGGGGGCCAAGCCGGGGGCGGGGGGGCCUCUUCCGAAUGUGUCAGCCCCUGUACAAAUGCAGUUUAUUUGCUAUCGUUUGUAAAGCUGUAAAGUUAAGAGAAAUGAAAACCUUUUCAGCAUAAAUAUAUUUUACUUGCACUGUGUUUUUUAGCUAAAAGUGAAAAAUUAGAUGAAAUAAAAUCAAAGUUGAGAAGAAUCAUCAAGAGACUGUUUCUCAGUGUGAAUCAAGUGUUAGACAAUGGUUGGUGUAUUUUGUCGGUAACUGUACAUAAUUUUUGGCACAUGACAUAAGAUGGCUAUGGAACUAGAAUUAUUUUACUAAGCCUGUGGGCGAGCUGUGGGCAGCCCACAGAUGUCCAGAACAGAGCCCCUUCUUUGUACCUAUUUUUUUAUUACAAAUAUACUAAUUGGUUCUUUAUAUUUUCAGAGGUUAUUGUAUGAAAUUGUCUAUUGAUAGUACUUUUAUGACUGUAAAUAUACCUGGCUUUCUCCGUGGGUCACUCACGGGAGCUCCUCCGCGCGUGAACUGAAUGCUGAUCAGUAUUUUUUAUUGACGCCUGAAGCUGUCACACCUUUAUUUUGUCUUUUAGGAAAUCCCCGUCUUUCCAUUUUUUCAUGUAAAUUUUGCACAGUUACUUGUUCAUAUGUAAAUAUUUUACUUUCAGAAAUGAAGUUUUUAAUUGCUAUUGUUUUAUAUAGGAUUGAAAGAAAAUUAACCCUUUAUUAAAAACAAAUUUAUCUGUA